GUGAUGACGUCACCGCCACGCAGAAGCCGAUUGGCGGCUCGAGUUGUCGCCAUGGCAACGCUUGUUGCGCUCAGGAGUUUGCUUAGAAUUUGGCUAUAGAGAGAAAGAGAAUCCGAAGCUCCGUGCACUACAAUACCCAGCAAUACCACAACACCAUGUCCCAGCAUGUGGCUGCCAUGAACCGCAAGAACCUACAGAAACUGGCGGAGACGCUGAGCAAGAGCGCCCGACACUUCACCAGGCACGAAGUGGAAUGUCUCAUCCGAUUAUACAACACAAUAGUCGGACGUCCUAUAGACCCCAACACCCGGGGCGGUAUCGACAGGAACACCUUCAGGAACAUCCUGCACAACACCUUCACCAUGACCGACGACAUCAUCAUGGACAGGGUGUUCCGCGGAUUCGACAAGGACAAUGACAGCUACAUCAGCGUCAGCGAGUGGAUUGAAGGCCUGUCAGUGUUUCUCCGGGGAACGCUGGAUGAAAAGAUUAAAUAUUGCUUUGAGGUGUAUGAUCUGAACAGUGACGGCUAUAUCUCCAGAGAAGAGAUGUUCCACAUGCUGAAGAACAGUCUUCUCAAGCAGCCGACGGAGGAAGAUCCAGACGAAGGCAUAAAGGACCUGGUGGAAAUUACACUAAAAAAGAUGGAUCACGACCAUGACAGCAAGCUAUCCUAUUCAGAUUUUGAAAAAGCGGUCAGAGAAGAAAACCUUUUACUGGAGGCGUUCGGUCCUUGCUUACCGGACAGUAAGAGCAUCAUGGCAUUCGAGAGCCAAGCAUUUGCAGAACCCUGCGACCCAUAGGCCUAUAUUCACACAGCAUCACAUCAGCAGGAGGAGACAUGGAUUUUCUUCAAGAAUAAAGUGAGAAACAGGA
Messenger RNA from Hyla sarda, 876 nucleotides. RefSeq names its product calaxin (gene CLXN). Gene Ontology annotation, molecular function: calcium ion binding. The record is from RefSeq and is a predicted model, not a curated record. NCBI's taxonomy places the organism in Eukaryota, Metazoa, Chordata, Amphibia, Anura, Hylidae. Bases 156 to 803 code for a protein of 215 amino acids. The transcript is spliced from 6 exons.